CUACUGCCAGUCCCAUAAAAUGGUCAAAAAAUGGGGCAAAGACACCAAACACUUUUGCAUACCCUAUGUGAUUGACAUUGACUACAUUACCAUUGAAAUAAACUCCGUUGUUUAGUAAACCAUUUUUUGGUUGCUGAAUGCCAAACAAAUGAAGCCUGUGUUACAGGUAGAGCUAGGUUCAAGAAAAUUGACAUUUUGCUUUUGAGCCCAUGAUGUCCAUACUGUUUUUGUGAAGUUACCAUAUAAACAGUUUUAUUUUUAUUGGAUAAGGCCUUUCUUAGUGAAUAUAAAAAGAAUCCAACUAUGCAAAUGCUAUCAAGGCACACAUCUGUACAUAUUUACAUACAUAGAACAUAAAAAUCACUUCUUUCGUGCUAAAGUGGACUGAAAAUGUGUAAAUCUGUUAAACUUUUAAAUAUAUAUUUUUCAUUAUAUAUAUUAUGUGCAUGAGAAAGUAAGAGAAAAGUGACAAUGGCUGCCUUCAUCAGCCUUCCCAUGUUAUCUUGGUAUCAAGCCCUGAUGUGCUGUUGACCAGCUUGUGACAUACGCAACAAUGUGGCCCAUGCUACUUGAUAUGACAAGAGAUGAAUGCAAACGCAUCCUCCGACGCUUGGAGUUAGAAGCAUAUAGCAGUUUGGUGUCUGCAUUGCGAGCACAGGGAGAACUCAGCAAGGAGAAGCGUAAACUUCUCCAAGACCUUGCCUCUACCCUCAAUAUAUCAAUGGAGAGGCAUAGAGCUGAGGUACGAAGAGCUGUAAAUGAUGAAAAAUUAGCCACUAUUGCUGAACAUAUUGCUGGUCCAAAUACGUCAACUGACUGGGCAAUUGAGGGACGCAGGUUAAUCCCAUUGAUGCCGAGAUUAGUUCCUCAGACAGCCUUUACAGCAUUAGCCAACAAUGUUGCCAAUAUUGCUGCAGCUGAAAAUGCUAGGCUCCCACCUCCAGCAAAUACAGUGAAGAAGAAUCCAGUACCCAUUGAUGAGACUCCUGCGUGUGAACCCAGUGUGCCUGAGGCAACCAAAACUCCUCAGAGAUCUGUGAGUCCUGUAGCCUCUAAUAUGGUGUCAUCCAUUCAGCUGAAGAAGGAAGAAGAAGAUGAGAAAUCUAGGAAGAGGCGUCGAUCAUUAUCUGUUGAAGGACCUGGAGUUGGACAGCUUCCAUCCCCCACUCUUCCACCUUCUAAAGUUCCCAAUAUUUCCAUACAGCAGCAGCCACCAUCAAGAACAGUAGCAUUUCCCAUGGGAGUGAAUCCAGUGAAAAUAACUCUCACUACCACACCUGGCAGAUCAACUGUUACCACAACCACAUCAGCCUCCACAACCCAAAAAGUGAUUAUAGUAUCAAGUUCCACAGCAGCUGGAUCUCCUAGCAUUUUACAGAGAUCGUUGAGUGUUCCCAUUGUAAAAACAGUGUCAGCCACUUGUUCAUCCAACACAUUAAGCCAGCAACCUCGAGGUACUUCCCUUAUCAUCAAUAACCAGACUUCAACUACUAUGGGAGCUCCUGCACAUCCUGGUCCUGGUGGAGUUGGAAACAUUGUGACUAUAUCCACAAAUCCAAACAGUGGUGGCAAUCUCACAGCAACAACAGUUUCUAUUGGUGGAAUUCCAACAACUGCAUACAUCACAUCUCCAGGUGGUGUUCCCAAGAUCCGACCCAAAUCUGUUCAGCUACCUGCCAAACCUCGGGCUCGUUCUGGCUCCAUUGUAAUCCCUAUGACACCCAAUCAGUUGGCAAGUGGGACUGCUGGAGCCACACAGACAUUAACAAACCUUCCCAGUGUGCAGGGUGUGCAGCUGAAGACAGCUGUACAUUCUUCAAAAUCGAGCCUACACAUUAAACAGGACUCCACUGGAAUGAAGAUAAUGCCAAUGUCAAGUGUAGGCAGUGCUACAAAAAUUCUGCCAAAACCAAGUUUUAGCUCAAGUGGUCAGGCACCUGUGUAUGUAAUGAGUGCAACUACAGCCAGUGUUUCCAUGGUAACAAGGACUGUACCAACAAGUUCUUCUCCUAGAGUAAUGACAGUAAAUAGUGCAUCAGUUUCUUCUUCAUCCCAUAUUCGCCCAACAGGUUCAACCACUUUUAUUACCAAAAGCACUGCAAAACCUAUCCAAGCAUUGCACAUCUCAGCUCAAAACCCCAACAUUGCACGACCAACUGGAGGAAAGCCUAAUGUUAUUGUUGUGCAGAAAGGAUCAGCCAGUGGAUUCAGCAGAGGUGUAACUCUGUCUCAUGGAGGAAAAGAAGUUGUGGGAAAAGUUAUCAUGAGCAAGUCUUUAACUUCAACUAAUUUGCCUCCAUCACCUCUCACCACAAUGACUGUGCAGAAACCAACCACAGUUAUACAGCCCAGUGGCAGCAGUGGUGGUGGCGGCCAGCAGGCAUUGAACUUGCCAGUGUCCUCUACACAGGGAAAUGUGAUUGUUCUUGAUUUAAGUCAAGAACAGUUGAGCAAGAACUCAGUAUUAGCGGAGAUCCUUCAGGCAUCUGGUAUUCUCUCUGACAGUGGAAGCUCUUCCUCAGAAAGUGCAGUGACUACAACAAAUGAAACUUCAGCAAAAGAAUGGAUCCAAAUGGACAUUCAAGAGAAGCAUGCUGUCAAUGAGGUGGAAACCAGUGAACCACAUGAAGAGGAAACAAGACCUCAGAAUCCAGCAUCACCAAUGGAGACCAUUGCAAAAGCACCUGUAGGGGAAAUGUCUUUACCUGUGGACAUGGCUGGAGGAAGAGUUGUCACUCUGGAGGAAGCAGUGGAACUCCUUGGGCAGUCAGAUACUGCAGAGACCCGAGCACUGCUCACUCAAGCUGGAAUCCAAGUUACAGAAACUGUGCCAUCCUCUCACCAGGUCACCAGUUCAAGCAGAUCUUCAAUACAGAAUGCUUGCAAUAUUAACCUGCACCAAGUGGUCCAACAAGAUGUUGGUGAUUCUGGAAGUCAUGAAGUAAUGGAGGUGAUCGGGGAACUUGAUCCUCAGACUGGCAUCUACUCCAUUCAUCAGCCAGCUGCAAUAUCAGGAGCAGGGGAAACAAGUGAUUCCAGCAGAGAAGCUUCAAGUUCUGCUGUUAGGAUUGUGUCCACAUCCUCUGCAUCUGGCACAAUGGACAUAUUUAGUACAGCUUUGGCCUCAGCUGACAUCAACCUUGAUACUUUCCAGUACAUAGAAGAUGGAAUGGAGCAAUUACAAGCAACAGACAGUAGUAGUAAUGCUGGAAUAUCAGAGUGCAGUGACCAAAGUAAGCAGGUGUUGCACUAUCCACAAUCUACUAUGGUUGUGGAAUCUGUUAAUAAACAGGCAAGCCGACCGAAUGAGCAAGUGCUUGAUCCUGGUAUUGAUGACCACUUGAGUAACUUCUUGCAGCCAGGAACAGGGGACAGCACUGCGGUGACAGUGGAGCCAAGCAAUAUGGACACAUCUGGAAUGCAUAUAGAAGAUUUCAGCUCCCAAAAAGUACAAGGACAGGAUAUCACUUAGCAAGUAUAAUUAACUGUUACCAGCCUGGGAUAAUUUGUUGCUGCCUUGAGAAAGCAGAUAAUGUGGGGCACAAGCUUCCAGGAAGUUGUAAAAAUCUGUGGUCAGAAUAAUUAAAAGCAGCAGAAAGAAGAAUUUUGAAAGUUAUUUUAAAAUAAUAAUAAAAUAUUUUCAAGUUUAUAUGAUUUAUGAUUGCAUUUUUAAUGAUAAGGAUCUACAAAUGUGCACAUUGAUAUAGAAGAUUUGGAUUUCAUACAGUAAACAGAAGUUCCCAACAGUAUACUAUGUUUGUCCCUAUUCCAAUAAAAGUUCAGUUCAGCAAGGAA
Cryptotermes secundus is the source of this 3795-nucleotide messenger RNA. RefSeq names its product BRCA2-interacting transcriptional repressor EMSY. The transcript is spliced from 19 exons. Bases 554 to 3472 code for a protein of 972 amino acids. Gene Ontology annotation, cellular component: nucleoplasm. Gene Ontology annotation, biological process: regulation of DNA-templated transcription. The record is from RefSeq and is a predicted model, not a curated record. Lineage: Eukaryota; Metazoa; Arthropoda; Insecta; Blattodea; Kalotermitidae.